AUGAACGACGCGCCGCCGGUUCUCUCCUACGAGGGCGGCAUCGCCGGCUUCGACGCGACCGCGCCGCCGCCAAUCGCGGAGGCCACGCAGGCACUCGCCAAGUCGCUGAUGGGCGCCGCGAGCGGGAUGAUGAGCGGAUUGUCGCGCAACGGGCUGCUGAGAAAGCUGCGAAACCGCGUGCGAUUCAACGCGCGGUCGCCGCUGGUGAAGAAUUUCGUGAGCUUUCUCAAGAAGCGACACAAGCGCGCCGUGCAAAAGGCGGAUAUCAGCUCAUCGCAGAUCGUGCACAGCUACACGUACGUCACCAACUCGUUCACCGCGCGCCUAUCGCCGUCCGAGGUCGAGCGCCUCCAGAGCGAUCCGACGGUGGAGGACAUUCGGCGGCCCGGCUUAGUGACGGGGUUCACGAGCAGCGCCAUGGAUUUCCUCAACAUGCCAGGUGGCACGUGGCCAUUCCUCGGCGGCCCGGAGCACGCGGGCGAGGGAAUCGUGAUCGGCGUCAUUGACACGGGCAUCUGGCCGGAGCAUCCCUCGUUUGCUGACGAUCCCGUGAAUCCUUACGGAGCGCCACCAAAGACGUGGAAGGGCGGGUGCAACGCGACGGACGACUUCCCGCCGUGCAAUUCGAAGCUCAUCGGCGCGCAGUGGUAUGUCGACGGGCUGCUGAACGAACAAGAUCCAGAAGACGUGAAUUCGCAAAUCGAUUGGAUGAACGAGUUCCAGUCGCCUCGCGACGCUACUGGCCACGGCACCUGGUGUGCGGGAGCCGCAGCGGGCAACAGGAACGUCCCCAUCAUGCGUGGCAGCCAGUCAUUGGGCAACGCGACGGGUGCGGCGCCUCGUGCACACCUGGCGAUGUACAAGGCGCUCUGGAACACCCCCAACGGCGCGCUUGGCUCGUGGGCCGACGUGCUCGCAGCCGUUGAUCGCGCCGUGGCGGACGGUGUGGAUAUCCUGAGCCUCUCAAUUGGCGCACUUCCUGAGUCUUACUUUGAUGAAGUACCGCUGCUCAAUGCUGCCAGGGCGGGUGUGUUUGUGGUGCAAGCAGCGGGCAACAACGGCAAGCCGCUGCCCUACGCGCUCACGCCCGCCCUCAUCUCCGUCUCGCCCUUCGCCCUCACCGUCGGCGCCAGCACUAUCAGCCGAACGUUCCCGCCCCUGGCCCGCCUCACCUUCGAGAAGAAGAGCCUGUAUGUGGACGGCGGGACGUGGCGGGGCGGCGACGACAGCACGAAGAACAAGGAGAUUGUGCUGGGCGUGGACGUCAAGAGGCCCGGGGCGGCCAACAGCGAAGCGGAGCAAUGCAUCUCGGGAUCACUGGCAGGGUGGCUGGUGCAGGGCAGGAUGGUGCUCUGCGUGUCCGGAGGCAACACAGCCGACGAUAAGGCGUCCGUCGUGGCGGCUUCAGGCGGAGCGGCCAUGCUGCUCGCGCCAUCGUCCCCGUCGGCAACUCCCGAGACCAUCAACUUUGACUUCCCAGCCAUCUCCAUGACCUACACAGACGCCUUCAGCUUACGCCAGCUCAUCAAGGCCAACGCCCCUGCCACAACCGUCGGCUCGCUCUCCCCGCUCUUCUGGGACACCAGCGACGAGGCCCCCAAGGUGGCAACCAUUUCCUCCUCGGGCCCGCUCGUCAACCCGCUGCAGCCCGCCGGCCUCUCCAACUUCACCAACGACAUUCUCAAGCCCGACAUCGUCGCUCCCGGCGUCAUGCUUUUCGCCGCCGCGCCGUCGCCCCAAGGCGAGGUGUCGUUCGGCAUUCUCACCGGAACCUCCAUGGCUACUCCGAUUGUCGCUGGUGUUGCUGCGCUUGUUAUGCAGAAGAACCCGACUCUGAGUCCCGCGGCGGUUAAAUCUGCCAUCAUGACAUCGGCUUCGCAACAGAAUAAUGUCGGGAGCCCCAUUCAGAACCAGGACAGGAUUGAAGGCCAGGACAGGAAUGAUGCCACGCCGUUUAAUCUCGGUUCUGGGCAGAUAAACCCGUCUGCAGCUAUCGACCCGGGGCUGAUUUUCGACAUCACCUAUAACGAGUACAUUGCAUUCUUAUACGGGGUCAACAGUAAGGAGGCACGCGCGCAGAGCCUGAGCGUCUUAUCCACAAAACCCGCCCCAAAGCCCAAGGGCGCCACCUCUGCAUCGGCAGUCAAAAUUCAGGCGCCACUGCCAAUCCCUGCGUACCAGCUCAACCUCCCGAACAUUGUCGUUUCACGGCUAAAGAAAACGGUCACUGUAGUUCGGCGCGUGGUGAACGUGAGCGGGAAGCGCAGCAAGUACACUCUCACCCUUGAGCCUCCAGCGAAUGUGAAAGUUGUGCUUUUGCACCCCGUGCGCCGCCUUACUUACCGCACGCCCACUUACACUGCCCUGCACUGCGGCGCUAUGGCCUCCCUCAGCGUCCUUGAGUUUGAUCCUGACGGCCGCCCUAUUAAGUUCGAAACCUGGCUGCAGGACCUACAGCUGUUCCUCCUGAGCGACUCUAAGGACGAUGUCUCCCUGUUUGACCUCACGUCUGGAGCUCGUCCUGCCCCUGCCGCCUCUGCCGAUACUCUAGGUCGCCUCAUCCUCCCCUACCUCUUUCCCGAGCUGUCCUCUUUCGACAUUGUAGACGACCUCAUCACCCACCUCCGCACUAUGGACGCUUGCUACCGUACAGCCCUCCCAGCCGAGUUUGUCCCCAAGAAUGAGCCCCCGAUCUACAUCACUCUCUACUUUAUAGUCACUCGCCUCCCCGACUCUCUUAGCGCAGUCUGGGACACCCUUCUCGCCCUUCGCCCCACAGACCUCUCUAUCGACCUGCUCUCGAAGCACCUCCUAGCAGCUGAGACCAACAUCGUCGCUGUAGGUGCUGCUCAUGGCACUCCCCGCACGCCCUUCUUUGAGGGGUGCUCCCCCUCCCCCCUUGCCCCCUCUAUCGCUUCUGCUGCUCCUGUCGACUUCCUUGGUGCUGAGGGAUUCGGUGCUGCUUCUGCUCCUAGUGGGAGGCGUCGCAGCGGCAAGGGCAAGGGAGGCAAGGGUGGUGGGGGUGGCGGCGAUGGAGGCGGUAAUGGUGGAGGCGGUGGAGGCGGUGGAGGUGGCGGAGGUGGUAGUGGGAGUGGUGGCGGGAGUGGGGGAGUCGGUGGCGGCAGCGGCGGGGGUGGCGGUGGCAGUGGUCGUGGUGACAAUGGACGUAGUGGGGGCAUUGGUGGUGGUGGUGGCGGGAGUGGUGGUGGCAGCAGCAGUGGUGGGCGGUCUGGAGGUGGUCAGUGGCAGUAG
Messenger RNA from Closterium sp. NIES-65, 3252 nucleotides. Lineage: Eukaryota; Viridiplantae; Streptophyta; Zygnematophyceae; Desmidiales; Closteriaceae. The record is from the annotation of a GenBank genome assembly.